This is a messenger RNA of Osmerus eperlanus (European smelt), 2845 nucleotides long. RefSeq names its product dual specificity testis-specific protein kinase 2-like. Gene Ontology annotation, cellular component: cytoplasm; nucleus. Lineage: Eukaryota; Metazoa; Chordata; Actinopteri; Osmeriformes; Osmeridae. The coding region runs from base 677 to 2680 and encodes 667 amino acids. Gene Ontology annotation, biological process: protein phosphorylation; actin cytoskeleton organization; positive regulation of stress fiber assembly. The transcript is spliced from 11 exons. The record is from RefSeq and is a predicted model, not a curated record. Gene Ontology annotation, molecular function: ATP binding; protein serine/threonine kinase activity.
AGCCUAUAUAUCGCCAGCAGUUACUCCAGGCUAGAGAACCGGGGAUCCGACCGGUAGAGAUUUAAACGAACGAGAUCUCCACGGCGGAUUUACCUCAGAUCGACAAGAUUGUAACGGUUUAUAAUUCUGUUGUUGUUUUUGAAAGGAGGAGAAGGAUAUCGCUCAUGUCUAUGUAGGACAUUCACUCUGCCUCUUAAAAAAAGAAAGAGCACGUGAAGGAUGGGCCACUGUAUCGCGCUGUGCUUCUAACUGGACUUCCUUCUUCCCAGUCUGACAGCUCUGCCUUGCCUUCCUCCAGUGCGGAGGCCUCCAUAGGACUAACAGGCACCGGCUGGCUGCACGCCCCCCUCCGCCUCCCUAUUCCGUCACCGUAACGACGGCGGUACCGUUCGGCGCAGCAUCACUCGUUGAGCAGCGGGAUGACGGAGUGAGCCAAGCCUCUUCACGUCCCAGACGCAGGAUUCCGCAUGACGGCAGAGACGGAGGAUUUAAUACAUUCUACUAUUUGAUUUGUAGAGGAACUGCGUCUUGACAGCCUACUCCAGGUGUACGCUCACCAAUUAAUAUCCUCGCGAAAGGGAGAGAAGGGCCUUAAUAAAACCUCAGCAAUGGGAGCCGUGCGCUCCCGGACUGCCAUCUAAACGUGCCCGUGUCACCGACCGAAAGUGUCGUAAUCAUGGACCACGAAAACGGCGACGCGGAGGCGGCGGACAUCCCUCUGCAUGGCGUUCACGCGCCGAACCGGAUCCGGCCAUCAUCAUACCGGGCCCUGCGAAGUGCUGUGUCCAGCCUCGCGCGCAUCGACGACUUCUUCUGCGAGAAGAUAGGCUCAGGCUUCUUCUCAGAGGUGUUCAAGGUGCAGCACAGGAUGACAGGGCAGGUGAUGGCCCUGAAGAUGAACACGCUGGCCAGCAAUAAGGCCAACAUGCUGAGGGAGGUGCAGCUCAUGAACCGACUCUGCCACCCCAACAUCCUCAGGUUUCUGGGAGUGUGUGUACACGAAGGCCAGCUGCAUGCUCUAACAGAGUACAUUAACGGGGGUAACCUGGAGCAGCUCCUUGACAGUGACAUGUACCUGUCGUGGGGUGUGAGGAUGGCGCUGUCUCUGAACAUUGCCAGGGGUCUGCAGUACCUCCACAGCAAGGGCAUCUUCCACAGGGACCUCACCUCCAAGAACUGCUUGGUGCGCUGUGACAACGGGGUGUUCACAGCCGUGGUGGGGGACUUUGGUCUGGCCGAGAAGAUCCCAGACUACAGCGACGGUGUGGAGAAGCAGCCGCUGGCAGUGGUGGGCUCUCCGUACUGGAUGGCUCCCGAGGUGUUGAGAGGAGAGAUCUACAACCAGAAGGUGGACGUGUUUGCGUAUGGAAUCAUCCUGUGUGAGAUCAUCGCUCGGAUAGAAGCCGACCCGGACAUCCUGCCUCGCACAGAGGACUUCGGUCUGGACGUGGACGCCUUCGAGAACAUGAUCGGUGACUGUCCUCUGCCCUUCCUCAGCCUGGCCGUCACCUGCUGCAAUAUGAGUGCGGAGAGGCGUCCCUCGUUCUCGGACAUCGUUGUCACUCUGGAGGGGAUGGACAGAGGGGAGGAGGAGGAGAGAGACAAACCCACGGCAUCGGAACCAGUCGCCGUCGCCGUCAGCCCCUACCGCCGCCGGAGCUCCCCCUUUCGCACGGGCGACCAGCGGUUAUCGCGGAGCCAGUCGGACAUGUUGCCCCCGGCAACGCCUCCGCUGGGGACGCCGGCUCGCGUGAACCCCUUCUCCUUGCGGCAAGAUCUCAACGGGGGGCGCAUCAAGCUGUAUGACACCCCCAGCAAGUCCGUCAUCUCGCUGACUUUCACCUUGCCCCCUCCCGUCCCGGACCCCUGCUCCUCCCCCACCCUCCGAGGCUCCCGGGGACUGAGGGGACCCCCCCGUAGGUGCCAGUCCCUGCCCUGCACCCCCGAGCUGGGCCGCACCCUCACCCUGCUGCGAGACCCCCAGCUGCAGAAGGACGUGGCAGUGGAGGAAGGAGGCAAGGAGGACGCGGAGGAGGAGAGGAGGGGAGGAACGAAUGUUGCAGACGACUCUGGGCUGCCUCUGGAACUGGAGAUGGUGUCUCUGGAAUGCCUCGAAGAGGAGGAGGAGGAGGGCGUGUGUCUAGCAGAGCCUAUGGACUGUAGUAGGUCCCCUGACAUACAGGAGGGCGCUCCUCCUGGUCCAAGCGGGCCUCUCCUUGCGCCGUCCUACUCUCCUUUCUUACAACCCAACGGCUGGGGCCGUGCCGUUUCCAACGGACCUACUUGCCUACCCCCUUUGCCACGGACAACAACAACCCUGUUGGACAACAACAACGGCUCGCCAGUGGUGAUUGGACGGCCAGGUGGCUGGGGGAGAGGGGCUAACGGCUACUGUUCCCCCCUACCCGACCCCCCUGUUGGUUCCGCCCCCGAGCAGGAUGAUGUGAUUUCCUGCCCUGGAUGCUGUCUGAUUGGUAUGAGUUUCCCCUCCUUGUGCCCAGGAGGGGCGGGGCCUACCCCUCGUCGCGUUCCAUCCCGUAGAUUGUUCCGGAACCUUAACGGCGGUGAGGUCUCUGCUGCCUCGGCAACCAAGGGGCUGUUGUGUCGCGGGGUCAAGGGCCUGGCGCCUUCCACUGCGCCCUGCGAGCCUGGCCUGCCUCUGCCCGAGGCUCAGACUUAGAGAGGGCGCCCCCAGGAGGGCUGGCUGACCUAUGGCACCCAUGGACAACAGACACCGGGCUGAGGCUUCUGAUUGGCUGCAGGGAGAAGGGGAUGAAUACUACUACCUGAAGUCAGCGAUUAGCCGUGUGUGUGUGUGUGUGUGUGUGUGUGUGUGUGUGUGUGU